AUGGACGGCCUGUGUGGCAACCUGGCUCGUCUUAUGGUUAUGUUGUCGCUGGCUGGAGGGCAGGGGAUUCAAACCAGCCUGUGUUUGGAUUCCUUACUGAUUCCCCUCCUCUAUGUUUCCUCAAUAGAAAGAAUGAAUUGCCUCCAUUCUUUUCCAAAUCUCCAUCUUUCUACUGAUUUUGUACAUAAUUACAGUUUCUUCCCUCCAUUAAAAAUACAGCACAGCACUCAGUCUUUCUCAUCAACUCCAUACCUUCACCAUCGCAAGAAAUGUUUCUCUGUUGCUUCAAACUCUUCCACUUCCCUUCGAAGAAGAACAAAUUAUCAGCCGAGCUCAUGGGAUGACACUCAAAUACAGUCUCUGAAUACUUCUUCUUUCACUGGAGAUGUGCAUGAAAAGAGAAGAGAGAAGCUGAAGGAGGAUGUGAAGCUUCUUAUUAAGGAGAAGAGUUUUGCUGAUCAGCUGGAGCUUUUUGAUUCACUCCAAAAGCUUGGAGUUGCUUAUCACUUUGAAGAGGAGAUCAAAUAUUUGUUAAAUUUGAUGAAAUUUUCAGAAGAGAAGUUAAGAAUGGAAUUCAAUGAGGACAUUCAUGUCAUGGCCUUGUAUUUUAGGCUUUCAAGGGAGCAUGGCUUUGAGGUCUCCAAAGAUUUAUUGGUUAAAAGCUACAAAGAUGAGAAUGGGUGCUUCAAGCCUUUUGUAUUCCAUAAUAUCAAAGGAAUAUUAAGCCUUUAUGAGGCUUCAUUUCUUGCAAUGGAUGGAGAAGAUGAAAUAGAUGAUGCUAUGGAAUUUGCUCUGAAACAUCUCAAUGAUUUUAUGAGAUCAAAUUUGUCAGAAAAUCCAUUACUAGCACAACAUAUAGCCAUAGCUUUGGAGCUUCCUUUGCACCAUAGAAUUCUAAAGUUCCAAGCUCAAAUGUUCAUUGAGCACUCUCGUCACAUCAAAGAGAUUAAUGUGGACCCAAUUGUGCUCGAAUUGGGUCAAUUGGACUUCAACAUGACUCAAAACAUCUACAAGAGGGAGCUCAAGGAGAUUUCGAUGUGGUGGACAAAAAUAAGUAAUGUAUUCGAUGGUAAGUUAAAUUUUGCAAGAGAAUGGCCAAUGGAGAGCUACUUCCUAGCUGUUGGUAUGGCUGUCGAACCUCAGUUCUCAACAUGUAGAAAAGAACUUGCUAAAGCAUUAUGCUUUAUAAAUGUUAUAGAUGAUAUCUAUGACAUCUAUGGUUUGUUGGACGAGCUUCAGCUCUUUACUGAUGUUGUUGAUAGGUGGGACUUUGCUACAAGCAAACCACUUCCAGAAUACAUGAAGAUAUGUCUUUUAGAAUUAUUCAAUACAGUGAAUAGCUUAUCAUGCAAAAUCAUGGAAGAGAAGGGGUUGGAUAUUCUCCCAUAUCUUAAAAGAGCGUGGUUAGAUCUAUGCAAAGCAUAUAUGGUGGAGGCAAGAUGGUAUUACAUUGGAUAUAGCCCUACAUUUGAAGAAUAUUUAGAUAAUGCUUGGAUUUCAGUUUCAGCCCCUUUAGUCUCAGUUAUGGCACUUUGUCUGAGUGAUAACUUAACAAAUUUUUCACUCGAAAGCUUCGACUUCUAUCCAAACAUCAUCCGUCAAUCGUCUAUUAUUUUUCGGCUUUACAAUGAUUUAGGAACAUCAAAGGGUGAGCUGCAAAGGGGAGAUGUUUCAAAAUCCAUCCAAUGUUACAUGAAAGAGAAACAUGUUUCAGAAUUGGAGGCACAAGAGUUUAUAAGGAAUAUUAUAAAUAAAUAUUGGAAAGAAUUGAAUAGAGAAUGGAUAAAAGGCUUAAGCUACGAAGAAACAUUCAAAAUGGUUGCAAUAAACUUGCCACGAGCUGCUCACCUUUUUUAUCUACAAUCAAAUGGUGAGAAUAUUGGUGAGCUUAACAUAGACAAAAUGAAGGAUAAUGUCAUCUCACUUCUCCUUGAACCCAUUACAUUCAACGAAGGUGAUUAA
Messenger RNA from Dendrobium catenatum, 1962 nucleotides. Its product is annotated as terpene synthase 10-like. The transcript is spliced from 8 exons. The coding region runs from base 1 to 1962 and encodes 653 amino acids. Gene Ontology annotation, biological process: diterpenoid biosynthetic process. The record is from RefSeq and is a predicted model, not a curated record. Gene Ontology annotation, molecular function: terpene synthase activity; magnesium ion binding. NCBI's taxonomy places the organism in Eukaryota, Viridiplantae, Streptophyta, Magnoliopsida, Asparagales, Orchidaceae.